Molecule: messenger RNA, 2301 nt
Organism: Anolis sagrei ordinatus
Lineage: Eukaryota; Metazoa; Chordata; Lepidosauria; Squamata; Anolidae
Gene: L3HYPDH
Product: trans-L-3-hydroxyproline dehydratase
Molecular function (GO): hydro-lyase activity
Source: RefSeq, a predicted model, not a curated record
CGCUUUGGCUCUAACAGCCAAUUACAGACGUCGCUGGGCGGGGCUUGAGUGAAGGAAAACAGUUAAACGGUUUCAUUCGUGAGGAGAAGCCGUUGGAGGAUGUCUCAGGCCGAGAGGCUUCCCCCUCACGAUCCGAGCGGCCUGGUCCUCCGCGCCGUGGAGAUGCACACCGGAGGGGAGCCGCUCCGUGUGGUGCCUCCUUGGGGCGGCCUGGCCUCGCUGUCAGCCCCGGGCCUGUCGCUGCUGGAGCGGCGCCGCCUCCUGCUCACCUCCCCGGAGCUUGACGCGGCGCGGCGGCUGCUGAUGCACGAGCCGCGGGGCCACCGCGACAUGUAUGGGGCGCUGCUGGUGCCCAGCGAGCUGCCCGAGGCCGACGUGGGCGCCCUCUUCAUCCACAACGAGGGCGCCAGCGCCAUGUGCGGCCACGCCGUCCUCUGCCUGGCCCGCUUCGCCCUCGACUACGGCCUACACCGCGGCGGGGCUGCUUUCCCAGGAGAGGCCGCGGUCACCAUCCACUGCCCCUGCGGGCCCGUCACCGCCUUCGCCGCCUGGGACGGAAAACGCAGCGGGGCCCGUGCCCGCUUCCACAGCGUCCCCGCCUUCGCCGCCGCCACCGAUGUUUCCAUUGAUGUUCCAGGAUAUGGAAAAGUAGUUGUUGAUGUUGGAUAUGGUGGCGCUUUCUAUGCAUUUCUCAGUGCUGACCAGUUGGGACUUGAUGUUUCUUCUUCGAAAAUUCAGGAUCUGAUUGAUGCAGCAUCUGCAGUAACUGAAGCGGUAAAGUCUCAGUUCAAAGUUCACCAUCCUUUAAUUGAAGAUGUGGCUUUCAUCUAUGGAACUAUACUGACGGAUGGAAAAGACAAAUUUAGCGAUGAACCAACAGUCAACAUAUGCGUGUUUGCAGAUGCACAGGUUGACCGCAGUCCUACUGGGUCGGGUGUGACUGCUCGCAUUGCCUUACAGUACCAUAAAGGACUAAUUCAACUGAACCAGACCAGGACCUUCAGAAGCAGUUCAACUGGCUCCUUGUUUACUGGAAAAGCAAUAAAGGAAUCUAAAUGUGGAGAUCACAAUGCUGUUAUAGUAGAAGUGGCUGGAGAGUCCUUUUACACGGGAACAUCAACAUUCACUCUUGAAGAGGAGGACCCUUUGAAAUAUGGAUUCUUUCUGAAGUAAUUGCUACUCUUGGGGAUGGGAGAGGUGGCGGGCUGGCGGAUGGCUGGCAGGGAGCGUGCCUCCGAGCCCUGGGUGUAGACUGGGCCCUGGUGGGGAGGAGGGGUCUCGGGGAAGGAGAAGGGCCAGCAGCGCCCCUUUGGCCUCCCUCCCCACCAGGAGGGCCUGGAGCGCUCCCUGCUUGCGCCACCUCCCUCCCUGGAGCCCGGCUCUGGCCCCGCCUCCACCUGGGAUAGUGGCGCAGCUGGCAGACCCAAGCCCUAUUUCCUUGGUGGAUGGUGAGGCUGCCUCCUCACCUGAGACCCUGGCCUGACCCCACCUGGGAGGGGCACCCUGAGUGCAGGGAACAGCCGAGGCGGGACCAGGCAGGGCUCCUCACAGGCCUCCGCUUUGCAGGCCCAUAUCACAGCCUGCUUCUCCGCUGCCUGCAGCGCCCUCCUUUCUCCGAGGGCCCACAGGGUGUGUGUAAUGAACCCUUACCUUUAGCAGCCAGAAUGUGGGGCCUAGCGAAGCCCCUGCAGCCAUUUUGGAUUAGGGAAACAGGGAGAUGCCAUCUUAGGUUAGGUUUUCUUAGAGGGGGCGUGUCCUUGUUAAGGAAGCAAAGAGUAGAUGGCCAGGAUUGGUUAGGAAUAGGGGGCGGAGCCUAAUAUUCAGAUAAAGAAAAAAAGUGUACCUUUUGAAUUUUUGAGGCUUGAGUUGGCAGUUGGGUUUUGUCGGUUGGGGAGUUAAGGUAGUCAGUUGGUGUUAACAGUUGGAUAGUACUAGAUAGGAGAACUGGGUUAAUCUUUUGUAGUAUUCAAGGUCUAGAGGAAUUGGCCAAGAAUACUGACAGGGAACAGCACCUUGCUUAUGGUCUGUUUCUUUUAUCCUUGAGGAAGGCUAGGCCAAAAGGGUUCUUUGGCUAGAUUCCAGAAAGGAGGAAUUUGGUUUGGAAUUAUCUUCAGAGAUUAAUUUCCUGAGAUAAUCUCCUGUUUGUUAACUCUAGAUUUGAAUCCAGUCCCCAUCUAAGAAUGGUACAUCAAACGUAAGCAAAAGCUUUUGUGCCAUUAACUUACAGAAACCAAUACACAUUUGUACCAGAAGAGUUUAAGCCUGUUAAAUAAACGUUUUAUUAUAGUUAACACAUUACAA